UUUGGCUUCUUGCUGCUUGCUGUGGGAAGGGUCACUCCGCUGCUGGGGGCAGUGGCGUGCAGCGUCCCGCGAACCAUAUCGAGGACCUGGCACAUCCUGGAAGCCCGGAAAUGUGUUCCCCAGAAUCUCCGAAUGAUCAGAUAUUACUUUCUAUGGCCAUGUGCUACACAAUGACAUUUCAGUCAGCGAUGGAGCCCGUGUAGGUUGAGGCUGCCUUCUCAUGCUUACCACAUCUCUUGAUUAUUCUCUUGCACCUGAUUUAAUCCCAGGUGCUUUUGUUCACCAUGGCCCCUACUUGUGCAAAAUCCACUGCCAAGGUUGCUGGUAAGAGGUCACGUCGAGUGAUUGACCUGGAAACGAAGUUAAAGUUGAUCAAAGACUAUGAGGGUGGAAAGUCAGUAAUGGUGAUUGCUCGCCAGUCAGGCAUGUCCCAUUCCACCAUCGCUACGAUCUUGAAGAACAAGAACAAAGUGACAGAAGCACUGAAAGGCUCCGCGUCAUUGAAGGCCACAAGACUCACCAAAAUUCGAGAAGGGCCUAUAUCAGAUAUGGAGAAACUCCUGAUAACCUGGAUUGAAGAGCAGACUCGGGAGCGGGUCCCGCUCACCACCAUGAUGAUCACGGCCAAAGCAAAGAGCUUGUUUGCAAUGUUGAAGGAAAAGGCUGGACCCAACUACAAUGUUGAAUUCGCCGCCAGCUCAGGGUGGUUCAAGAGAUUCAAGAAUCGCUACUCGUUACAUAAUGUGAAAGUGAGCGCCACUGUCACCAAGGAGUGUAUAAGUGGUAUCUGGAAGAAGACUCUCAGGAGGUUCGUUCAUGGCUUCAAAGGAUUCACUGAGGAGGAAGAGCUUGCAAAAAUGAACCAGGCUGUGGUUGAGAUGGCUGACAACUUUACGCUGGGCAUGGAUGAGGAUGAUGUUGAGCUCUUGGAGGUGGUCCCCGAGGAACUGGGUAAGGGGUUGUCAUUGGAACAGAAGUGCAUGGCUGAAGAGGCAAGGGGAAAGGAAACCGUAGGAGGAGAGAAGGCAGAACUCCCAAGGAAAUUUACAGUGACAGGGUUGGCAGAAGCUUUUGCAGACCUGAACAAGCUCCUUAAAAAGUUUGAAAGGAUGGACCCCAAUCCAGAAAGGUUUUCAUUAAUAGAGAGGAACGUUCGUGGUGCAUUAUCUACUUACAGGCAAAUCUAUGACACAAAAAGGAAGCAAGUCACCAGGGGCAGAUUUGUGAACAGAGUGACAUCUCCUUACGAAGAGCCCCAGGCGGGUCCCUCAGGAGGCACUCCAAAAGGAGACAUUGUUGUCAUAGGAGAUGAUGGGACAAUGAGCAUCAUCUCCCCUGAAGAUCUGCCUGUGGGACCAGAUGGAGUGGUAGAAGACAGCGAUCCUGACACUGUGUAGGCCUGACCUCAUGUCUGUGCUGUUGUCAUAGACUUUAACGAAAAAAGCUUUAAGAAGUUAAAAAAAAAAAGAUAGAAAAUAUUUUUAUGUAACUGUGAAUUGUGCUUAUGAAAUUAUGAAAGUCAAAAUGUCAAAAAAAUUAAAAGUUGAGAAAAUGAAAAAGGUACAGUAAGCCAUGACUAAUUUAUUACUGAAGAAUGAAAACCAUUUUUUAAUAAACUUGUAUAAGGGGCUGGGGAUGUAGCUUAGUGGUAGUAGUGUUUGCCUGAAACACCCACAAGGCCCUGGCUUCUAUCCU
Molecule: messenger RNA, 1695 nt
Organism: Castor canadensis (American beaver)
Lineage: Eukaryota; Metazoa; Chordata; Mammalia; Rodentia; Castoridae
Cellular component (GO): nucleus
Molecular function (GO): DNA binding
Source: RefSeq, a predicted model, not a curated record